This is a messenger RNA of Maylandia zebra (zebra mbuna), 2479 nucleotides long. It is a transcript of the gene abcg2b, whose product is annotated as ATP-binding cassette, sub-family G (WHITE), member 2b. Gene Ontology annotation, cellular component: plasma membrane. Gene Ontology annotation, biological process: transmembrane transport. NCBI's taxonomy places the organism in Eukaryota, Metazoa, Chordata, Actinopteri, Cichliformes, Cichlidae. The record is from RefSeq and is a predicted model, not a curated record. Gene Ontology annotation, molecular function: ABC-type transporter activity; ATP binding; ATP hydrolysis activity.
AACAGAGUACAGAGGGAGACACAGCAACUCCAUUCUUUGAACAUGACUAAGGGGGAGAAUAGUAUCCGUGUUGAUGACUACGACUACUUUCAGGACCGGGGUCCAACUGUCACAUUCAGCAACCUCCUCUACUGUGUUCAAGAAACAAAGUUCUGCCGAAAGAAGGGGGCCGAAAAGAUCAUCCUCCAUGAUGUGAGUGGGAUCAUAAGACCGGGGAUGAAUGCCAUCAUGGGUGCCACAGGAAGCGGUAAAACAUCACUCCUGGAUGUACUUGCAGGGAGGAAAAAUCCAGCUGGACUGCGUCAGGGAAAUGUAUUGGUGAACGGCAAAGUCGUCACGUCUGACCUGAGGCUCAGCUCUGCCUACGUGGUUCAGGAUGAUAUUCUGAUGGGGACUCUGAGCGUGAGAGAGAACCUGCUUUUCAGUGCCAACUUGCGUCUGAACCCUAAGGAUCACUCCACAGCAGAUAAACACCAGCAAGUAAACACCAUCAUAGAAGACUUGGGCCUUACAGACUGUGCUGACACUAAGAUAGGUACGGAGUUUCUGCGUGGUGUAUCAGGAGGGGAGAGGAAGCGGUGCAGCAUUGGGAUGGAGCUCAUCACGUCUCCCUCUCUGCUGUUUCUGGAUGAGCCGACCACUGGCUUGGAUUCUAACACUGCAAACUGCAUCAUCGGUCUACUACACAAGUUGUCCAGAAGAGGCAAGACUGUGAUCUUCUCCAUCCACCAACCCCGAUACUCCAUCUUCAAACAGUUUGACCACCUCACACUGAUGCAUAAAGGGGAGGUGGUGUAUGCAGGAGCAGCAGACCAUGCCCUGAUGUACUUCACAGACCUUGGCUAUCAGAUUGAGCCUUUCAACAAUCCAGCUGACUUCUUCAUGGACAUCACAAAUGGAGAAACAAAAUCAACAGUACAAUGGGACAUGGCAGAGAAUUGCAAAAACCCCUUAGCAAUAAAGUAUCAGCAGUCCCAGCUGUACCAGAAUAUGAUGGAGGAGCUGGACCAUGUGAACCAGAGCAUUGUUGACGGGGUCACAGGUGAAGACAAGCCGGCCAACUACGCCACCUCUUUCUUCUAUCAGAUGCGUGUGGUGUGUGGCAGGACAGUGUUGAACACUCUGAGGAACCCUCAGACCUCCUACGCCCAACUGGCUCUCAACAUCUUCUUUGCCAUUCUUGUGGGACUCAUUUAUUACCAAAUGCCCCUGACACUGCCCGAGGCUUUACAGAACAGGAGUGGAGCGUUCUUCUUCCUUAUCAUCAACAUGGUGUUUGGGAAUCUUUCUGCUGUUGAACUCUUUAUAAAUGAAAGGGCGAUCUUCAUUCAUGAGAACUCUAGCGGCUAUUACCGUACCUCCGUCUACUUCCUGUCCAAGAUCUUUGCUGAUCUCAUCCCCAAUCGCAUGAUUCCCAUCAUUGUGUUUUCAGCAAUUGCCUACUACAUGAUGGGGUUGAAGCCUGCCUUUGAGACGUUCCUCUGUUUCGCUCUGACCAUGUCUCUGGUCAGUCUGGCAGGAGUUGGUCUGGCCUUCCUCGUCUCAGCGAGUGUUUCUACAUUUGCGAUGGCAAACAUCCUCAUUGCUUUGCCCUUCGUCUUCAUGAUGGUCUUUGGUGGUUUUCUCGUCAAUCUCAACGCCAUGCUGAGCUGGCUCUCUUGGGUGAAAUGGAUCAGUAUCUUCAAAUAUGGAUUGGAUGCUCUAUACAUUAACGAGCUGAAAGGACUGUUUAUGUACAGCAACAACACAGCCAUCUCAGGGGAAUAUUUCCUGGAACAGCAAGGUAUCGACUACUCCGUGUGGGGCUUCUGGAGGAACGUGGUGGCCUUGCUGGGAAUCAUAUUUGUCUGCAUGUGCCUGGCCUACGUCCAGUUGCGACGAAUCAACCGCUGGAAAUGAUGCCCAUUCAUGUGUCCAUAAGCAGCAAAGUAUAUUUCUUAGUAAUUUAACAACAACAACAAAAAAAGCAACACUGGAGAGUUUUGUAUAGUUCCACCAGACUGAGCUUUCUUUUACUAUUAUUUAUUAUUUCAGAUCAAUUUAUACUGUAAAACAUUACAUUUAAAAUCUUUUACUCACUUAAGCUCUAAAGUAGGGAUGUCAGACUCAUUUUACAUCCCGGGUCACAUGCUGCCCACAUUGAUGUUAAGUGGACCACACUAGUGAAAUUCCUCUUUCUGUCAUUGUAAAGACGUCUAACUGUCCAUUUAAAGUCCCUUGGAAUAUCAUAGAAGAAAAACAAGUGAAAUUUCAAUAGUAUCUCAAAGUUUUUUGCAUGAUAAAGAAAUGUUGUCAGAGUAGAUGGAAGAAACCUGUCAGCACAAAUAAAAAAAAAAAGUGUUAAAUUAAAGAAAAAUUUGGUUUAGCUCAUUGCUCAGACUCUCCUGUAAUUACAAAACUGAAAGUUUUUGUUAAUUCUCAGAAAAUAUCCUAUUUGUUUAUUUUUUUUACAUUAUAAAAAAAUGAUAUUUCUAAAGAG